UCAGUGUUUACUAGGGUGUUUACUUAUCUAUCAGUUUAAGGCGGUACAGUGGUAGUUCGGUAGUUUUUUUUUUAAAGGAUGUUAUGUAAUACCCUACUGGUGUAUGUGAAGUGGGGACAGAAAGUUUUACCCUUACCAUCCCAUGAGGCGGAGUUGGCUAAUCUAUUCUUGGCAAGUCGUGUUCUGAUUGUGCCGCAGAAAGGACCAAAGCACAGUCCGUCUUCGGCCCGCGUACGCUACAGCGAUUUCCUUUUUAUUCCGGCUAAGUGAGAAAACACAAACACAACCAAAAUGGACGCGAUCAAAAAGAAAAUGCAAGCGAUGAAGCUGGAAAAGGAGAACGCAAUGGACCGCGCUCUCAACUGCGAACAGGAAGCUAAGGAUGCCAACCUGCGCGCUGAGAAGGCCGAGGAAGAGGCCCGUUCUCUGCAAAAGAAGAUCCAAUCAAUUGAGAACGAUCUUGACCAAACUCAGGAGUCAUUGAUGCAAGUCAAUGGAAAACUCGAAGAGAAAGACAAGGCUCUCCAAAAUGCCGAAUCUGAAGUCGCUGCCUUGAACCGACGCAUUCAACUCUUGGAAGAAGAUUUGGAACGUUCAGAAGAACGUCUUGCCACCGCCACCGCUAAAUUGGCUGAAGCCUCACAGGCUGCUGAUGAAUCAGAACGCGCCCGUAAGGUGCUUGAGAACCGUUCCCUCGCCGAGGAAGAGCGCAUGGACGCACUUGAGAACCAACUUAAAGAAGCGCGAUUCUGCGCUGAGGAGGCCGACAAGAAAUACGAUGAGGUUGCCCGUAAAUUGGCCAUGGUUGAAGCUGAUUUGGAAAGAGCUGAGGAGCGCGCCGAAGCAGGAGAAUCCAAAAUUGUAGAACUUGAAGAGGAACUUCGCGUUGUCGGUAACAACUUGAAAUCUCUUGAAGUAUCAGAAGAAAAGGCCAACCAACGUGAGGAGGAGUACAAAAACCAAAUUAAGACCCUCACAACUCGUCUAAAGGAGGCUGAAGCUAGAGCUGAAUUUGCUGAACGUUCCGUUCAGAAAUUACAGAAGGAAGUCGACAGGCUGGAAGACGAGUUGGUCGCCGAGAAGGAGAAAUACAGGGAAAUUGGAGACGAUUUGGACACAGCCUUCGUGGAACUUAUUCUCAAGGAAUAAACUUAUACUUAGCAAAAUCAUCAAACUACUAUUUUAGAAUCUCUACAGGUUCUAUUAGAUUCCAACAAGUGCUCAACGCCAGAUGGGCGCCUUACAUCUAUUUAUGCAGCCCUACAUCAUUGUAUACAUAUGUAUUAUUUAAUUCAGGCGAAUAUAAAUAAUUAUUAUUCAAAACAUGUGCACAUAUUAAAUUUAAAGAAUCAUUUUAUGUUUCUUACGCUAUGUAAAAUAAAUUAAUUUUAUUGAUGUACUUUCUCACACAUACAUUUGUAUAUGUAAUAUGUAAUUACAAUUUAUUUAAAUUA
Ctenocephalides felis (cat flea) is the source of this 1454-nucleotide messenger RNA. Its product is annotated as tropomyosin-2. Gene Ontology annotation, cellular component: actin filament. The coding region runs from base 292 to 1149 and encodes 285 amino acids. Gene Ontology annotation, biological process: muscle contraction; actin filament organization. The transcript has 12 exons. Lineage: Eukaryota; Metazoa; Arthropoda; Insecta; Siphonaptera; Pulicidae. Gene Ontology annotation, molecular function: actin filament binding. The record is from RefSeq and is a predicted model, not a curated record.